AAAGGGUCUAAGAAAGGGGUGAAACUGUUAGAAAAGAAAAAGAAAGGGUCAAAGAAAGGGGUGAAAUUGUUAGAAAAGAAAAAGAAAGGGUCAAAAUAGAAGAAGUAGUAAAAUCUUAGGGGGAGAGAUAAAAAAAAAUAAGGCAGAGAAAAAAAGAGUAAGGAAGCGGUUGGCUUGGUCGCUCGGCAACUGGAACAAGCAAGGACAAGACAUGACUUGAGUAAAGUUGCCCUGAAGAAGACCGGAAUUGUACACGCCAACAAUGACUUCUUAAAAUCCAAUUUCGCAAACAAAGCGCAAAAAAGCCUCUCUACACCAGAUUCUUCGAAGAUGAAUAGCGUAACCAAGGAUCUAUUCUCCGACGUAUUUCUCCGACCAGCUGUUUCUGUUUCUGUUUCUGAUGGAGCUUGGGCCACCGCUAUUUCGCUUCUCUUAAUCUUUCUCUUUCGUAUCUUCAAAUUUCGCUUCUUUGCCUCUCCUUCUUCUCCCUCCAUUGCAGACUCUCUUUCCCAUCCCCAAAUCCAAUCAAGGACAUCCACACUUGUUUCUGAUGAAGAUUUGAAAUGGUUGAUCCAAAAUCUGGAGGGAAGCAGAGAGCCUACUGCUGCUAACAUCUGGGAACAUGUUAUUCACAAAACCAACGAUCGGGUUUCAUACUCUGCUCAACGCUGCAAGCCUGAGGAUGGUGGUCCUAUGAAGUACCUAAGUGUUACUGUAUUUGAGGAUUGCUCCCCUGAGAUUUUGAAGGAUUUUUACAUGGACAAUGAUUUCAGGAAGCAAUGGGAUAAGACAGUUGUUGAUCAUCACCAACUUCAGGUUGAUAGCAAUACUGGAAUUGAGAUUGGUCGCACUAUUAAAAAGUUUCCUUUGUUGACAUCAAGAGAGUACGUUCUAGCUUGGAAGUUGUGGGAGGGAAAGGACAGCUUCUACUGUUUCACUAAGGAAUGUGAUCAUGAUAUGGUACCGCGACAGAGGAAGUAUGUACGUGUGAGUUACUUUAGAUCUGGUUGGCGGAUCAGGAGAGUUCCCGGAAGAAAUGCUUGUGAGAUCAAAAUGUUUCACCAGGAGAAUGCAGGGUUGAAUGUUGAGAUGGCCAAGCUCGCUUUCUCUAAAGGAAUAUGGAGUUACGUUUGUAAGAUGGAAAAUGCAUUUCGUAAUUACAUUGCAAUCAGUCAUAGACCACCCCAAGCGUCCGUUUUAUCUGCUCUCACCUUAAUCGCAAAGGUUCCAUCAGAGUUAGAAAGUCAGACAGUGGAUGUCACAACCUCCAUGGGAACUAACGGUGGUGAAGAAAUAUUGAGUCAAGUAGCAAAACAAAAGAAGUUAUUGAGAAAGCCAUCAAAGAAACUGAUAGCAAAAGGUCUGGUUCUUGUGGGUGGCGCUAUAUGUUUGUCACGUGGUCACUCAGCCUUAGGUGCUAAAGUAGCAUUAGCUUACCUCUUGACGAAGCUGAACAAGCGUGACACUCCUCUGAAGCAGACCGCCCAGAACACCAGUAUUUAAAGUAAGAACCCCCUUUGUCAUUGGGGUUGUUUAUUGACUCAAAACCACAUGAAUUCUGCUGAUAGGUUUUUGGUCUUCAAAGUGUUGUACCUUAUAGCUGGAAGAUGAAUUUUGUGUUCAUAUAUUAAACAGACCAAGCUUAAGAAGAUUGGCUCAGACCAACCUAAUUAACUUCUAUCACGCCUUUAUCUACUGAUUAAAACAGCAAAACAUCUUUAACUGGUUUU
Molecule: messenger RNA, 1730 nt
Organism: Eruca vesicaria subsp. sativa (arugula)
Lineage: Eukaryota; Viridiplantae; Streptophyta; Magnoliopsida; Brassicales; Brassicaceae
Source: the annotation of a GenBank genome assembly